Messenger RNA from Rhagoletis zephyria (snowberry fruit fly), 3694 nucleotides. It is a transcript of the gene fus, whose product is annotated as epithelial splicing regulatory protein fusilli. Gene Ontology annotation, molecular function: RNA binding. The record is from RefSeq and is a predicted model, not a curated record. NCBI's taxonomy places the organism in Eukaryota, Metazoa, Arthropoda, Insecta, Diptera, Tephritidae.
UGUGACUGCCUUUUAAAUCUCAAUGUGAUAACGUUGUAUAUUAUCAAAGCAGUUAUUUAUAAAUAAAAUAAAAUUAAAUAAAUGUAUAUUCAGUUUUUAGAAGAAUAUGUUAACCCAAAAAUUAAGUACCAGAAAACAAUGGUCUAGUUAGGUGUUCUACAUUGAACCAAAAUAAAUAUCUUAAAAAAUAUAGCAAGCACAAUCUUAAAACUAGGUCCAGAUGAUACAAAUUUUACCAAACCUUCUUUGCUUCCUAAAGAGUGGCGUAAUUAAGCAAAUUCUUUUUGCAUUAUGACGUUUUUCCGGGAAACGACCAAUUUGCCCAAAUGUUCAUUUGUAAUUGGCAAGUAGUACUUUGCAUUUUACAAGAAUAUUUUGAUGAAAUCAGCAUAAAUUCAGUAUGCUUUGUGAACCAUUCUCCUUAUUUUGCGAUAUCGACUACAUACAUAUGUAUAAAUAUUUUAUUUCUAGAGCGUAUAACUAAUUCGUUUGUUUAUUGUUUCAUUCGCGCACUCAUUCGGAGUUACAUACAUUCAUAUGUAUGUGCAUAUCUCAAUUGACGACGAAAUCGACGGAAAUUGCAUUGUGCGUGCUCGUGGAUUACCUUGGCAGAGUAGCGAUCAGGACAUCGCUAAAUUUUUUCGCGGUCUAAACGUGGCAAAGGGCGGAGUAGCUCUUUGUCUUUCGCCCCUCGGCCGACGCAACGGCGAGGCUCUUAUUCGUUUUAUAUCGCAGGAGCAUCGCGACAUGGCAUUAAAACGUCACAAACAUCACAUCGGCAGCCGAUAUAUCGAAGUUUAUCGCGCCACUGGUGAAGAUUUCUUGGCCAUAGCUGGUGGAGCUUCCAAUGAAGCGCAGGCUUUCCUUUCAAAAGGUGCGCAGGUUAUAAUACGUAUGCGAGGUCUCCCCUAUGAUUGCACAGCAAAACAAGUUUUGGACUUUUUUACUACUGGCGAGGAUCCGUGCAAUGUGCUUGAUGGUUCCGAAGGUGUACUAUUUGUCAAAAAACCAGAUGGACGUGCUACUGGGGACGCUUUCGUGUUAUUUACUAACGAGUCGGAUGCACCCAAGGCCCUCUCUCGGCACCGGGAGUCAAUUGGUCAACGUUAUAUAGAACUAUUCCGGUCUACAACGGCAGAAGUCCAACAAGUGCUAAAUCGCUCAAUGGACCCGAGAACCUAUGAAGCUAAUCAUCAGCCACCUCUGAUAGCCCAAUUGCCGGCAAUGCCGCUGUCACUGCUGCCGCAGCACUUGAUUACUUCAGGUACCACCAAAAACUGUAUCCGUUUGCGAGGCCUACCUUAUGAAGCCCUAGUAGAGCACAUUCUUCAUUUCUUGGAUGAUUUUGCAAAACAUAUUAUAUAUCAGGGCGUGCACAUGGUCAUUAAUGCUCAAGGACAGCCCAGUGGCGAGGCUUUCAUUCAAAUGGACUCAGAAGAGUCUGCUCGCCUAUGCGCACUGCGCAAACAUAACCAAUUUAUGAUGUUUGGUAAAAAGUAUCGUUACAUCGAAGUGUUCCAGUGUUCCGGGGAUGACAUGAAUAUGGUGUUGAAUGGUGGCCUGCAGUCACCCAUUGCCACAACACCUCACCCUCAUCAUCCUGCUGCAGCUAAGCAGACAUCGCUUCUCUCACCGGGUAUGUUACCUCAACCGUCGCCGUCCAACGCACAAGCAAUUAGUUCUCAUGCGCAUGCUCACGCCCACAAUCAGGGCCAUACUCAUUCUCACGCUCAUAACCAAGGGCACAGUGCCCACAUGACACAUGCGCAUGCAAUGCAAUCGUCACCAUCAAUGGCAGCAGCAGUUGCCGCCCUAUCGCAACAACAACAUGUGGCUCUGCCUCCAACGAAUCCACAGUCUGUGGCAGCUAUAGCAGCCUCUGCAGGUAGCUUAUCGCCGUUUAUAGCGGCCACGGUCGGAGCUCCAUCAAAUUCCGCGCAGCCUCAGAGCAUUGCAGCUCAAUCAAAUGCUGCCGCCGCCGUUGCAGCUGCUGCUGCCGCUCAAAAUGCUGUUACUGUUGGUAGUUUAGGUACACCUCAAGCCUCAACUUUGCAAAUGCCUUCGAGCGCUUCCACAGCCGUUAGCGCACAAUCUCAAGCUAUGGCUCCAUUUCCUUUCAAUUUUUCUCUUCCUCCACCUCAGAUGAGUAUGGCUGCAAAUCCCGCACUCAUUGCUCAGCAACAGGCACAAUUUAUUGCACAACAAAGUUUAAUAGCGCGUCAGCAGGCUGCGGCUGUGGCCGCCGAACAACAACAACAACAGCUGUAUGCCAACUUCAUGAGCCCAUUGCUGUUUCAGCAUCCAUCUUCUGGAGGGGCAACGAAUGUUGCCUCACCAAAUGUUGCCUCCGCUGGUGCCGCUGGCAACCAGCCUCAAUUUGUGCUUAUGCCACGCCACUUUUCCUUUCAACCGUUUCCGAUCGGCUAUAUCCCACAGGGCUAUCAAUAUGCAGCAACUGCAGCCGGUGUGUGUGGUGCAGCCAUGCCGGCGGCAGCUGCGGGCAUUUUGCCUAGCUCGGCAUUGACAGCGGCCACUUCGUUGUCUCAUUCUAUGAAGCGAUCAUAUGAUAACGCUUUCCAACACGAAACUAAUAUGGCGACUGCCGCCAAGCGUGCUCUCACACGCCCCCCUGCUACUGGUGGUGUAUACCAGUUCUUCAAUCCGGGACUGUAGUUGAAAUAAAAUACAGAUAAGUAUUUUUUUUUUUAAUGGUGAAAUGUUUGUGGCGAUUGCGUUGUUGUAAGAAAAGCCUGUAUUUCUAAUACAGAUGGGCAUUUAACGGUAUGAUUGACCUGUAACACAACAUCCUUAUAAACAAAUAUUCAUAUUGUCUAUAUUGACAUACUUACAUAAGUACUAUAUAAUUACAAAUAGUUAAACAGGUAUAAAUACAUACAUAAUUACACAGAUAUCACACAAACAUUAACCCAUUUCAAAUCAUGAACUUAUUCUACUUAAUAAGAGCUAUAUAGUUUGUUCGUAGAAUUAAGCUUACAAUUGUGUUACUAUAUUGCGAUUACUUUAAACUGAAAAUUCUAUUAAAAUAGUAGAUAAAUAUUUGCAUUAUUAUGAAAAUCUUACCUAUAAGAUACUUUGGGCAAUCUAUAUUUCUUAAGCAGAGAGUGAGGUAAAUUGUGCUCAAUCUAAAUUGUCGGGAUUUUAAUAGUUAUAAAAUAAUUAUUAUAAACGAGUAAUUUUCAAAAAGAUUAACCCGGCAUUAGAAGAUAGACAAAGACGAACCAACUUGAAAAGUUGAAAGAGGCUAGCAAUAUUCAUUAGCAAAGUGUUUAAUUUCACCUGUGACAAUUAUAGUAUAUUUUGUGCAAUUUAUUUCUGUAAAAUUUUGAUAUUUCUUUUGCAAUUAAAGAGAAAAUUUAAGCUAAACACUUCGCAAAUGAAUAUUGCAAGGUGUUGGAUUUCCAUUUGCCUUGAAACAGCUAUCAUAAUAAUUCUCAAUUUAACUGGGCUUUUAUAUUUCUUACACUAAUUAUACUUAAGAGCAUACUUCGUUUAUGUAUGUACCUUUUAAAAAUUUUUCAUUUCGAUUUUAAUUGAUAAAAUUUAGCUCAAUAGAAUUUUAUAUUCUAUGUAUAACGCUCGUAUCUAUACUUUCUUUCGAAGUAUAAUACUUUUUUUGGAUUCCAAAAAUGGAUACUGCGGUUUUUUCCAAAAUGCUGCAUUUAUACUUUUUUUC